CAACUCAUGCUCAGUCAAAUAAGCUAGGGUUUCUCAAAAUUAAAUAAAUACAUGUCUAUUAUUAUUUGUUUUUUUUUUCACCAAAAAAAAUAACUUUUGUUCUUUCAAAUAAAUAACCGGAAUUCGAGUUAAACUCAACUAAAAUUUGUGAGAUAUGUGCGAAGAAUGGGGUGAAAGAGAAAAUCUGAGUUGAGUUGUGGGAGUAAUGUGUUGUUUUUUCCGAAUCAAACAAUAGAUCAUCACUCUCUGUGAUUCACUCACCAAAAUGAUGAAUAAUGUAUUUCCACGUUCCAGGAAACCAACUUCCACACUCCCCGCUUCUGCUAUCUCCAUCACCUUCUGCAUUCUCUUUGCUCUGCCUUUCCUCUCCGCUACGCAUUCUUAUUCUUCCAAGCACACGGGUUCUGAUGGUGGUGUUGCCCAUGGAUUUGAGUCAACAAAGAGAUCAAUUCUUGCUUUGAAAACGGAUCCCCUUAAGCCUCACUUGGACCAGAUACGUAAGCAAGCUGAUGAUCAUCGCUCUUUGGCUCUGGUGUAUGCUUCCUAUGCACGCAAGCUCAAGCUUGAGAGCUCAAAGCUUGUUAGGAUUUUUGCAGAACUAUCGCACAACUUCUUGAAUCUAAUGAGCAAACCUCAAUACAGGACUCUUUUCAGCAACGAUGCAUCCCCUGUUGAUGAAUCUGUGGUUCGCCAACUGGAGAAGGAAGUGAAGGAGCGCAUUAAAACCACACGCCAGGUGAUCGGCGAAGCAAAGGAGUCCUUCGAUAACCAGCUCAAGAUUCAGAAGUUGAAGGAUACAAUUUUUUCAGUGAAUGAGCAGUUAUCCAAGGCAAAGAAGCAGGGAGCUUUCUCAAGCCUCAUUGCUGCUAAGUCAAUUCCAAAGAGCUUGCAUUGUCUCUCCAUGAGGUUGAUGGAAGAAAGGAUUGCCCAUCCUGAGAAGUAUUCUGACGAGGGGAAGCCUACACCUCCAGAAGUUGAAGAUCCUAACCUGUACCACUAUGCCUUGUUCUCAGAUAAUGUCCUUGCAGCAUCUGUUGUGGUCAAUUCGGCAAUGAAGAAUGCGAAGGAGCCGUGGAAGCACGUGUUUCAUGUUGUGACUGAUAAGAUGAACCUUGGAGCAAUGCAAGUAAUGUUUAAGUUGAAGGAUUAUAAUGGUGCACACAUUGAGGUUAAGGCAGUGGAGGAUUACAAGUUUCUGAAUUCUUCUUAUGUGCCUGUCCUUCGACAAUUGGAGUCUGCUAACCUGCAGAGAUUUUACUUUGAGAACAAACUUGAGAAUGCUACAAAGGACACAACUAAUAUGAAGUUUAGGAAUCCCAAAUAUUUGUCAAUAUUGAACCAUUUGAGGUUCUACUUGCCAGAAAUGUAUCCAAAGUUGCAUAAAAUUUUGUUUUUGGAUGAUGACAUAGUGGUUCAGAAGGACCUUACUGGGCUAUGGAAGAUUGAUAUGGAUGGCAAGGUGAAUGGAGCUGUAGAAACAUGUUUUGGGUCAUUUCAUAGAUAUGCACAGUACAUGAAUUUCUCCCACCCCUUGAUUAAAGCAAAAUUUAGUCCAAAGGCUUGUGCAUGGGCUUAUGGAAUGAAUUUCUUUGAUUUGGAUGCCUGGAGAAGGGAAAAAUGCACAGAAGAAUAUCAUUACUGGCAGAAUCUGAACGAGAACCGGACACUAUGGAAAUUAGGAACAUUGCCACCAGGUCUAAUCACAUAUUACUCGACAACAAAGCCAAUGGAUAAGUCAUGGCAUGUUUUGGGACUUGGCUAUAACCCAAGCAUCGGCAUGGAUGAGAUUAAGAAUGCAGCAGUGGUGCAUUUCAACGGUAACAUGAAACCUUGGCUUGACAUUGCAAUGACUCAAUUCAAGCCACUUUGGGCAAAGUAUGUUGACUAUGAAUUAGAGUUCAUUCAGGCCUGCAAUUUUGGUUUCUAAAUUUUCUUCUCGGUGAUGCUGUGUCAAGCGUCACAAUAGUUUAUUUGUUGUUUAGUUUUGAUAUAUAUUGCUUUUACGUUUAGCAGAAUUCCUAGCUGUUGCAAGAAAAACUCUUGCUUCUUUCUAAUUGUAAAAUAAUUUAGUAUAGUUUCUCUCACGUCAUUUCUUCAUAACAUUUAUGCAAUAAUGUUUUUAUUUAUUUAUUUAAUUUUUAAAUGUGGUUUA
This is a messenger RNA of Cajanus cajan (pigeon pea), 2152 nucleotides long. RefSeq names its product galacturonosyltransferase 8. The record is from RefSeq and is a predicted model, not a curated record. Lineage: Eukaryota; Viridiplantae; Streptophyta; Magnoliopsida; Fabales; Fabaceae. Gene Ontology annotation, molecular function: polygalacturonate 4-alpha-galacturonosyltransferase activity.